ACUACCUCCUCCUCAGUGGGAGCGGCGCGUCUCCUACUCCAUUUUUGUCAAACGGGUGGAGGAACGCACUCUCGGCGGGGAUACUGUCAGUCCACGCAGUGGAUACUUCAAUUUCGAGCAACAAAGGCUUCGCGAGCGACUGCUGCAGUCUGUUUUCUUUUGGCUUGCGGUUAGGAAGAGUUUUCACAGUGCCCUCAGGUUUCUGACAUGGUAGAUUAUCACGCCGCUAAUAGUCAAACCCAAUAUUCGGCGGGAGGCCAGCAGAGCUACAUGGAGCAAGAGAACGAUUGGGACCGGGACCUGCUGCUAGACCCGGCCUGGGAGAAACAGCAGCGGAAGACUUUCACGGCCUGGUGCAACUCUCACCUGCGGAAGGCGGGAACGCAGAUCGAGAACAUCGAGGAGGAUUUCAGAGAUGGACUCAAACUCAUGCUGCUCCUAGAGGUCAUCUCAGGGGAGAGGUUACCAAAACCUGAAAGAGGCAAGAUGAGAGUUCACAAGAUCAACAACGUCAACAAAGCGCUGGACUUCAUCGCCAGCAAAGGAGUCAAACUGGUGUCCAUCGGCGCAGAAGAAAUCGUGGAUGGAAAUGCCAAGAUGACUCUGGGAAUGAUUUGGACCAUCAUCCUCCGCUUCGCCAUCCAGGACAUCUCAGUGGAGGAAACCUCCGCUAAAGAAGGACUGUUGCUCUGGUGUCAGAGAAAGACGGCUCCUUACAAGAACGUCAACGUUCAGAACUUCCAUAUCAGCUGGAAGGAUGGUCUCGCCUUCAAUGCUCUGAUCCACAGACACAGGCCAGAGCUCAUCGAUUAUGACAAGCUGAGAAAGGACGACCCAGUGACCAAUCUGAACAACGCUUUCGAAGUGGCAGAGCGAUAUCUUGACAUCCCCAAGAUGUUGGACGCAGAGGACAUUGUGAAUACAGCACGUCCAGAUGAGAAAGCCAUAAUGACCUAUGUGUCCAGUUUCUACCAUGCCUUUUCUGGAGCCCAGAAGGCUGAGACCGCAGCCAAUCGUAUUUGCAAGGUGUUGGCGGUCAAUCAGGAGAACGAGCACCUGAUGGAGGACUAUGAAAAACUGGCCAGCGAUCUGUUGGAGUGGAUUCGUAGGACAAUUCCAUGGUUGGAAAACCGUGCUCCAGAGAAAACCAUGACAGAGAUGCAGCAGAAGUUGGAAGAUUUCCGUGAUUACCGCCGCGUUCACAAACCACCCAAAGUUCAGGAGAAGUGUCAGCUGGAGAUCAACUUCAACACAUUGCAGACCAAACUCCGUCUGAGCAACCGACCAGCCUUUAUGCCAUCUGAGGGGCGCAUGGUGUCCGACAUUAAUGGUGCUUGGCAUAAACUGGAAGGGGCCGAGAAAGGCUAUGAAGAGUGGCUACUGAAUGAGAUCCGUCGCUUGGAGAGACUUGACCAUCUUGCAGAAAAGUUCCGUCAGAAAGCAGCCAUCCAUGAAAGCUGGACAGAUGGUAAGGAGGCCAUGCUAACACAGAAGGACUAUGAGACUGCAUCUCUGUCUGAGAUCAAAGCUCUCCUGAAGAAGCAUGAGGCAUUCGAAAGUGACCUUGCCGCCCACCAGGACAGAGUGGAGCAGAUUGCCGCCAUUGCACAGGAGCUCAAUGAGCUGGACUACUACGACUCCCCGAGCGUUAAUGCACGCUGUCAGAAGAUCUGUGAACAAUGGGAUGCUCUGGGUUCCCUCACACAGAGUCGCAGAGAGUCCCUCGAGAGAACAGAGAAACAGCUGGAGUCUAUUGAUGAGCUGUACCUGGAGUAUGCCAAGAGAGCAGCGCCAUUCAACAACUGGAUGGAGGGAGCCAUGGAGGACCUUCAGGACAUGUUCAUUGUACACAACAUCGAGGAAAUCCAGGGACUGAUAACAGCUCACGACCAGUUCAAAUCAACUCUUCCAGAGGCGAAUAAAGAGCGGGAAGCUAUCCAGGCCAUCCAGGCUGAAGUUCAGAAAAUCGCACAGUACAAUGGCAUCAAACUGGCAGGAAACAAUCCUUACACCACCAUCACCCCUCAGAGCAUUGACAAGAAGUGGGAGAAGGUGCAGCAACUGGUUCCACAGCGUGAUCAGGCUCUUCAGGAAGAACUCGGACGUCAGCAGUCUAAUGACCAUCUCAGACGCCAGUUUGCCAACCAGGCCAACAUGAUUGGACCAUGGAUCCAAAAUAAGAUGGAGGAGAUUGGCCGGAUAUCAAUUGAGAUGAAUGGAACGCUGGAAGAUCAGCUGACCCACCUCCGUCAGUAUGAGCAGAGCAUCAUCGAAUACAAACCUAAAAUUGACCAACUGGAGGGAGACCAUCAGCUCAUUCAGGAAGCACUUAUAUUUGACAACAAAUACACUGCUUACACUAUGGAGCACCUUCGUGUUGGUUGGGAGCAAUUGCUUACUACAAUUGCCCGCACCAUUAAUGAGAUCGAGAACCAGAUUCUGACUCGUGAUGCUAAAGGCAUCAGCCAGGAGCAGCUUCACGAGUACCGCACGUCCUUCAAUCACUUCGACAAGGACCACAGUGGUGUCUUGCACGCCGAGGAGUUCAAGGCUUGUUUGAUCAGUCUGGGUUACGACGUAGAAAACGACAAGCAGGGUGAUGCUGAAUUUGCUCGUAUUAUGGGCAUUGUUGACCCCAACAACAGCGGCGCAGUGACCUUCCAGGCUUUCAUUGACUUCAUGUCAAGGGAAACAACUGACACAGACACCGCUGACCAGGUCAUCGCCUCAUUUAAGAUCCUGGCUGGAGACAAGAACUACAUCACAGCUGAGGAGUUGAGGCGUGAGCUUCCUCCCGACCAGGCAGAGUACUGCAUUGCCCGAAUGGCACCAUACUCUGGCCCCGACGCGGUGCCGGGUGCUCUUGACUACAUGUCCUUCUCCACCGCUCUGUAUGGGGAGAGCGACCUCUAAGGGCCAACUCCAGAACUCCGGAGCAGUUCUCUCUCCUGCAUCAGUGCUGAUCUUCUCACAGACUAGAUAGAUGAGAGCACUGGAUGGAGCCGCAUCUGUCUUUCUCUCAACCAUCCAGUCCUUAAAGAGAUCAGUGCUCCUGAGGAAGAGGAAGAUAUUUAAGAGUGUUGGAAAUGGGACUUCAUAGCACACCUGAGGGGGAGGGGGGGGAUAGAUGUUUGGGGGAAGGGGGUUACCAUGGCAUUGUUGGAAGAGCUAAUAACUGUUGAUGAAGCUUGCCAUGCAUUGAGGAAUAACCUUUUGAUUCUGUGUUAAACAUGUUGGUCUUGGAGAGCUUAAGGAAAGAUGUAGGAUAGAAGAAAAAAGAGAAGUUUAAUAUUGCAGAUUCAGUGUCAAGGGAAGAGGGUGUGUGGCUUUGGACUGUAGCCACAGCUCAGGUUCUUUAAUCUCCUUCCGUUCCUCUUAAAAUGACAUGCGUACUAUGAAAGAACUUGAUGUGUUUUUUCCAGCUUUCAAGUGAUUUCUCACCAGCAGUAACCGUUGAUGUUAAGCCAGUGGGCUUGUUAAAUUGUUAAUUAUUAAUAAAUCUACUAGGUUGUUCUGGGAUGGAACUAAAGAGAGCUUAAAGAAUCAGCUUUGGCUUCAGUCUACGCCUAGACACUUAACCUGCACCCUCUACCCUGGUGGGGAGGGCCCAAGCUUUUCCAGUUAACAUGCUAUUUUCUUUGUUUUAAUUUUGAUGUUUUCUUGCUAGAGUUGGUGGGGUGGGAGGAUUGGUUUGGGGUUGGAAUCUCUUAUUUGGCAUAUAGCGAAGCUGUAUAUCGUAGGAAAAUGGACAGAAAGACUCAAGUGUUUUGAUAGGGAAUUUGUGACAUGCCCUCUUAACCCAUUUUGCUGGAUCGGCGGAACUCUUUGAAAAUCUAACCUCAGCUUUUUCCUUCCUUUUUUUUUUUUAUUUCUCUCCUCUCCAGCAAUUUUGAGUUAGCGGGAUUCUACGCUGUACAUACUUAUUUUCCAGUACGCAGAACUGUCGGACUACCCAGGGCUUCAGGUCAUAAGCAAAGAUUAUAAAGUGAGCAGUUUCACCCCUGCGGAGUACUGUAGGCAGGUUUGAGUAGCUACUGGUCUGUUUCUUUUUUGAGGGGUUGAAGAGUGAAGCUACAAAAAUUCCCAGUCGAUUUAUGUUUUUUUUUCUAUCCCUAAUCAACCAUACAGCGUUCUCUUAUUGAUUCCCUGACUCAAGUAGAUUAACUGUAACUAAUGUCCAUCUGCCAUCCAUCUCUAAUUGUUUCUCAGAUAUUACUGAAUGUCCAUGUGAGAGCUUCAGUGCUGAUGUAAGCAGCAUAGCCUUGUAGUGAUCCUCCACUAGAGCCUAUGAAUACACAGCUGCUGAAUCAACAGUGGAAAAGAGAAUUUUAUAUAGUCAGAAAUAAGUACAAUGUGCCUGGUAGUUGCAGGUUGCUCUCUCUCCCACUCAUUUUUUCCUUUUCUUUUGUUGUACACUCGUUUUUUCUCUUUCUACAGGGAGGGGCAGGGACCCAUCGUACAGCUCUGGAGGUUGAGGGGAAGGAGUGGGAGAGCUGAAGUCUUAAUGAACAUUCCAUUAUGUCUUAAUUAAAUUUAAAUUACUGUCUAACAAAUCUAUGCAAUCAUGUAUCCAAUACCAACCAUGCUCUGUAAUGAACGGCGGGGGUGAUUUGCAAUCGAAAGUGUUGAAUUGAAGUGAGAACAAAUUAAGGGUAGAGGGAGGGAAUAGGGUUGGGCUGAUGGGCUUCAGAAAAUUUGAACAGACUUGGACCAAAAGCCUGCUCUUACGUCUGCAAAGUUGAAUAAAAGCAUUUGGAAUUCUGAUUUUUUUUCUUUUGUACUCUUUAAUAUCAAACGUUAUCUGCUGUACUGGAAAUUUGCAAAAACUGCUUUCUGUCAAGAUGAAAAGUGAAUUUCACAUGCACACAUAAAGUUUCCUUAUAAAAUAUUACCACUUUGAA
Molecule: messenger RNA, 4901 nt
Organism: Labeo rohita (rohu)
Lineage: Eukaryota; Metazoa; Chordata; Actinopteri; Cypriniformes; Cyprinidae
Gene: actn4
Product: actinin, alpha 4
Exons: 21
Coding region: 208-2913 (901 amino acids)
Biological process (GO): actin cytoskeleton organization; muscle cell development
Cellular component (GO): Z disc; cortical actin cytoskeleton; cell projection
Molecular function (GO): actin filament binding; calcium ion binding
Source: RefSeq, a predicted model, not a curated record